AGAGAGACUAAAAGGCGGGGUGAACUCACCCCAGACACUCCCCCCGCCUAUAAAGCCCAGCCAUACUGAAUUACUCAGACUGAAACCACACGUGGAUCUGGGCUCAGAGGGAGAGCGCCGGCUGCCGAGGGAACCAGCAGCAGCCUGAAGCAGCAGCAGAGCCUGGAGCCGAACAACACCUCAGAGAUCCAGCAGAUCUCAGACCAGGAGAGCAGAACCAGAAGUGGACCGAGCGGAGUCUGAGCAGAGACUGAGCGGAGAGGGUGAUAAAAGUUGACCUUUUGAAAUCAAUUAAGGAGAUCAUUGUAGGACUGUCUACCACAACAGAAGAAAGGAGUAAAUUCGUGGGGAAGAACUAAUAAAGUUAUGCCGCAGUGGAGCACCACUCAUGCUCGGAAGGACUAAAAAGUGUGGCGAGUAAGUCUUGACCCUGCAUGUCCUGCGAAUCCAGGACUGUGGAAUUUCUGUGACUGCACCACAUUUGUGACUUAAGCCAAAGUCAGCUCUAGAACUUUUAUAUCCUUGUUUACAACAUGUCGUUUGCGAUGGUGCGCCCGGCCCCGAGCCGCUACCUGUACUCUGAGAUCUCCAUGAUGUCGGAUGACGAGGAGAACGGCAGCGAGAGCUCGGGUUCAGACGAACGCUCCUUCCGCCUGGACUCCUCCAGCUACGAGCUGAAAGUGGGCAGCAGGAAGAGGAAGCCCGGCAGCGGCGGAGGAGUGCGACUCGGGGUGCUGCCACCAGACACGAGACCUGGCCCUAUGCUGGGCGAGGGGCGGCAGCGCAACGCGGCCAACGCCAGGGAGCGGGACCGAACCAACAGCGUCAACACGGCCUUCACCGCCCUCAGGACUCUGAUCCCCACCGAGCCGGCCGACCGCAAGCUGUCCAAGAUCGAGACGCUGCGUCUCGCCUCCAGCUACAUCUCUCACCUGGGGAACGUCCUGCUGGUGGGCGAGGGCUGCGGGGACGGGCAGCCGUGCCACAGCGGGGGACCGUCAGCGUCCUACUAUCACCAUCACGGGUCGCCCGGACGGGACACGGAGAACUCGCAGCCCAAACAGAUCUGCACUUUCUGCCUCAGCAACCAGAGGAAAAUGAGUAAGGACAGAGAGAGGAAGAGCAGUGGGAGGAGUUAAUAAAACGACACCAGGAACAGAACCGAGCGCAGAACCGGCCCGGUUCUACAGCACCACCCAGAACCUGAACUGUGGAGAACUGAACUCCAGCCUGUAUAUAUACCCAUCACACACAGCUCCUCAUAAUUCAUACCGUAUACAUCACCCUCUACACCCUGCGCUACGAGGAGGAGAACGAGGAGCAGUAAGGUGGAGGAGGAGCAGAAGG
Messenger RNA from Astyanax mexicanus (Mexican tetra), 1347 nucleotides. RefSeq names its product scleraxis bHLH transcription factor a (gene scxa). The transcript is spliced from 2 exons. Gene Ontology annotation, molecular function: DNA-binding transcription factor activity, RNA polymerase II-specific; RNA polymerase II transcription regulatory region sequence-specific DNA binding; protein dimerization activity. Bases 534 to 1139 code for a protein of 201 amino acids. NCBI's taxonomy places the organism in Eukaryota, Metazoa, Chordata, Actinopteri, Characiformes, Acestrorhamphidae. The record is from RefSeq and is a predicted model, not a curated record. Gene Ontology annotation, biological process: developmental process; regulation of transcription by RNA polymerase II.